AUGCGUCAUUUGGUGAGAUGGGUCUACGAAUCUCUUCAUCAUGCACUCUCCUAUCAAAUAAAAUUCUCCAAAGUCAAGAUAUUCAUAAAAACCCAAUUAUUCUUCGUAUCUACUCAUUGUCAGCUGCCUAACGAAGUGGUUGAGAUGAAGCGAACUCCGACUGAGGCCGAAAUAGAUGCGUUAUGGUGGCAUCUACGAAGAACAUUUGCCGUGAAAAGCCCUGGCAACGCCAACACCGCCAUCGGCAACCCUCCACCUGUGACCAUGAGCCCAGUCACCACCAGGUCAACUAUCCCGGUUGCAUUUAGUCCGCAUGGCAUAGGCAUCAGUCCUGGCUGGAGGGGUGUGAUGCCGCUGGAUGUUGCUGACGAAACAGUUGGUCUUCACGACAUUGGCCGACCGACCCGACCCAGCGACGCCUCGAAUCGGUUGUCGGGCUCCUCGGCCGUUUGGCCUGGGCGAGAAUCUGAGCUGAAAGCGCCACCUUCCGCCUCUCCAAGUCUGCAACAGAUGAGGCCGCUUCUGCAACCGUCGAAUUUGACUCAACACUUUUUCGGUCCAUCGCAACCGUCAAACGUCCGAGAACCGCCCGUCCAGCCAACCGGCCAGACAGACAACCAAUCGGGCCGUCGUGUAGGACUUCGACGACAGCACAGUUCUCUGGUCGUCCGUCCUCCAGGCCUGGAGCUCGGAAAGGGCAGGAGUGCUUCAGGCUCGUUUCAUUAUCGUCGAGGCGAGAUCGUAGGUUGUCCCAGAGUCUGUGAACCCACGUCCAGAUCUCCGAUAGACCAGUCUCCUGAACAGAUGAUCGACGCUUCUCCGCCUCCGAGGGCUCGUUAUUCCUUGGCUUCUCAUCCGGCCACUUCUCCAAGGCCGUUGGAUGCGUUCCUCGACGAGCAACCGGGCGACAUGAGCGCCUGGCGGAUGCAGGUAGGCAAGUAUCACCUCGUUUUCCAUAUCAAAGUAGAGUUUCGAGACUACGAGUAA
This is a messenger RNA of Protopolystoma xenopodis, 987 nucleotides long. The record is from the annotation of a GenBank genome assembly. Lineage: Eukaryota; Metazoa; Platyhelminthes; Monogenea; Polystomatidea; Polystomatidae.